CACACACACACAAACACACUCAAACCCUCCUCCAGCUCCUCCACCUCCACCAUGGCCACCUCUGCCCUGUCCGUCUGCUCCAGCGACCUGAGCUAUGACUGUCCAGAGAGCUGCUGUGAGCCCCCCUGCUGUGCCCCCAGCUGCUGCACCCCGGCCCCCCGCCUGACCCUCCUCUGCGCCCCAGUGAGCUGCGAGUCCAGUCCCUGCUGCCAGCCAGCCUGCAGCAGCUCCUGCCCGGCCUUGGGCUGCCAGCAGUCUAGCUGCCAGUCCUCCUGCUGCACCUCCUCCCUUUGCCAGCAGGCCUGCUGUGAGCCCGUCUGCUGCAGGCCCAUCUGCUGCAGGCCUGUCUGUUGCACACCUGUCUGUUGCACACCUGUGUGCUAUGAAGCCUCCCCCUGUUCUGUCUCCUCAUGCUGCCAGCCGUCUAGCUGCCAGUCCUCCUGCUGCACCUCCUCCCCCUGCCAGCAGGCCUGCUGUGAGCCCGUCUGCUGCAGGCCCGUCUACUGCAGGCCUGUCUGCUGCAGGCCCGUGUGCUGUGAGGCCUCCCCCUGCUCAGCCCCCUCGUCCUGCUGCAGACCCUCCUCCUCCGUGUCCCUGCUCUGCCGUCCCGUGUGCCGCCCUGCCUGCUGUGUGCCCACCUCCUCUUGCCAGCCCAGCUGCUGCCGCCCGGCCUCCUCUGUGUCCCUGCUCUGCCAGCCCGCAUGCUCCCGCCCGGCCUGCUGUGUCCCCGCCUUGGCCCUGGGGCCCUGCUGCUGAGUGUUCCUCUCAAGGUCACCCCAAAGUGUGAGAGCUCACAGUCAUCUGCAACCUUGGACUCCUUACUAAUAGCCUAGACAGCUUUCCCGUCGCCGCCCCAGGCCCUGCCGUGAAGGCUGCCAGGUCACCCCUCCUGGGAACGGCACACCCACUUCUUCCAGUGCCGACUCCCCUCCCCCCACCCUGUCCUGUGUCAACCUUCCCUCCACAACCUGGCUUGGCAGCCCAGCUCUCCCAGGGGUUUGAGCCUCACGUGGCAUGAAGGAAGAGAAGAUAAAUGCUUGGAGUUGGUUUCUCAUCCUCGCCCUCUGAGCUCUGCUGCGACCCCUGCUCGUUCCUAAGCUGGUUUCAAUUUCCCCUCCCCUGUGAGCUGUCAGUCCCUUCCAAUAAAUUCCUUUCCUGAUCAGUUUAA
Cervus elaphus (red deer) is the source of this 1168-nucleotide messenger RNA. Its product is annotated as keratin-associated protein 10-1-like. The transcript has a single exon. Gene Ontology annotation, cellular component: keratin filament. The record is from RefSeq and is a predicted model, not a curated record. The coding region runs from base 52 to 756 and encodes 234 amino acids. Lineage: Eukaryota; Metazoa; Chordata; Mammalia; Artiodactyla; Cervidae.